CCAUUCAGCCCCCCUCCCUCUGGUCAACAACACAAGCUGCACAGAAAAGCAAAAUGGCCGAUAGUAAACGAACCGACCUCACAGCGCUUUGCAACCACCAAGAGGUUGUGCAUGUGUAGUUUACAGCGAAAACUACAUUCGUACGAAAGGAUAUACGUUAACUGAAUUUCUCGAUUGUUAACAUUUCGCCUUUUGGUGAUGUUAUUUCUUAUUUGGUUUAGCCUUGAACUACCGUUAGAUUGCUAAACUAGCUUUAGCUAAAUAGGUCUGCAAGAAUUUCUCAAAGUACUUUAUGUUUGAUUCCUGAGAUAGGAGAAUCAGGAAAGGGAACAGCAGUUCAUGGAAGACAAGAAAAAGAAGAAAGAGGAUAAAAAGAAAAGGGAAGCUUCCCAGAAGGUGACUGAACAAAAAGUCAAAGUGCCAGAAUCAACCAAGGCCAGCUCCACGCAGUCACUAGCCACUCCUGGCUCUGUGUCUCCCAGCCCUGGCCCCACUCCACCACCGUCCCCCUGCCCUGCAGCUGGGUUCGCUGUUCCUCCGGGUGGGAACAAUGCAAACCGGGCGGCUGUGGCCAACGGACAGCCCCCCACCGGAACUCAGCGCUAUAUGCCCAGAGAGGUGCCCCCAAGAUUCCGCUACCAGCAGGACCACAAAGUGCUUCUGAAGAGGGGCCAGCCACCACUGUCCUGCAUGCUGCUGGGGGGAGGCAGCGGUAGGGGAGACGCACCCCCUCUUUCACAGGGAGAUGCCCCCAAUGCAACCACAUCUGGAUCCACAGAUCCCAAUCUGGGUUCACCUUCACCUUCUCCUUCACCCCCUCACUCCUCACCCUCAUCUUCAGUCGCUGCUUCUUCAACUUAUGCAAAUUCCACAUGGGGGUUGGGCUCUGGCAGCCAGCCCCCUUCUCAGGGCUGGGAGAAGGUGAUAGUGGAUGGGAGUGACCUUGAAGAGUGGCCCAGCAUUGUGGGUGGGGAUAGAGUGGGUACCGAGGGAGCAGAGCUGGAUGUCCCCAACAACAGCAGUGCCUCACGGACUGACAAAUGCACCCAACAGCAUCUGAGGACAGGAGGAGCAAGAGCUGGGAGUUCAGACAGUCCCUCCCCACCCCACUCUUCCCCCUCGUCACUCACUGAAUGUGUCCUGUCUGGUGUCGUGUGGGGCUCUUCCAGUCAGCCUGGAAUUGGAGUGGCCGCAGCAGCAACAGCAGAGGGGCCAGUGCUCAACAAUUCCAAAGUCUCCUUUCUUCCUGGGACUCAGGAGAGCCCUCUUAGUGUGAACAGUGGGAUUCCUGGUGCCAACUUCAACCCUAAUGCCAACCCUUCAGCCUGGCCUGCCCUUGUGCAGGAUGGAACGACAGGGGUUGGUGCAGCUACCACCGAAGCUGUGCCCUCAUCCAUCACAACAUCCUUCUCUGCCAGUACCACCCAUACUCAUCCACUCUCCUCUGUGAAUCAAGCUAGCCAUCAGCACCAACUCCAUGAAAUGCCUGCCAGGGAUGGAGAACAUCUCCAUGGGGACUGGGGGGGCUUGGGGCCGGAGCUUGGAGAAGGACCAAAUCAAGGAGGCAGAGACCUUGUGGACAGUGAGGUUGUUGGAGGGAGCGAGCAUCUCUCUGCCUCGUCAUCCUCCUCCACAACCUCUUCCUCUUCAUGGAGAGCCUUGCCUCCCCCCUCUAACCUCAACACAGGUGCCUCUAAGACUGACGGGUGGAACAGAGUAGGGGGAGAUGCAGCUCAGGGGGAGGAGGCAAAUGUGUGGGGCUUCGGCAGCCAAGGUGAGAAAGCUGGGUUGGCAGGAGAUGAGGAAUGGGUCAGGGGAAAUGAUGUUAGCUCAAAUACCCCAGUGGUAUCUCAGGGAGCAUGGGAUGGGGCUACAGAGGAGGGUUGGGGCGGUACACAGGGAUCGACAGAUGUCAGGGGUUCCAGCAACCCAGCAAUAGGAAGUAGCGGUGGAGGCGAGAGUAGCAGCAGCAGUGGAGGUAGCGGUGGUGGUGGUGGCGGCAUAUCCCAGGAUUCUGCCUCACCAACAUUUGCUACUAUGACAACAGCUUGGGACAAUCAGAAAGGGGUUGAUGCUAUGGGGGAAUGGGCAGGUCAAGGUGGCAGAGGAAGUGGAGACCCCUCAUCCUCCAGUGGAGGAGGGUCCAGGGCUGGGAGUCACAAUCGGCACCAGGAGCAUUCCCGCCACCGCUCCAGCAACCCACCCCCCAACCCUGAAGUGGCCUUACAGAGCGUGCUCAGCCGGUCGGACCUGGAUCCCAGGGUGCUGUCCAACACCGGAUGGGGGCAGAUCCAGGUACAGCAGAAUGUGGCCUGGGACCUGGAUACAGGAGCAGCCAGUCAAAAUGAGGGAAGCAGUUCCCCUGCUUUUCCAUCUCAGGCUGUUAAUUCUACUGGUCGGGCAUCUACUUACCCCGCAAGCAACAGCACAAUGACUACUGAUCCAUCUGCUGGGGCCCAUAUGCCUACUACGAACACUGGUCCUGGCCCUGUAUCUUCAAAGGGCGGCUGGGAUGACGAGUCAAAUUGUGCUCCACCAUCCAACAUGCGGAAUUCUACUGCCUCCAGGAUGCCAGUGGAAGAUAUUGAUGGCAGCCAGGGAAAGACGAGUGGAGCCUGGGGCGACGUCAGUACUUCAGAGAGCCAUGGCAAAGGCUGGGGCAGUGAGGAGCAGGAGGGAAGAGACCGCAGAGGGGGCGGAGGAAGUAACUGGAGAGAUUUCGGAGAACAGGGUGGCGGAAGAGGGAGUGGCUGGGGAGGUGGUCAGGAGGAGAAGGGGACUGCAGGGGGUUGGAAAGAGAUGGGUAGGGAGGGAGGUGGAUGGGGACAAAAAGGGGGAGGCAACUGGGCGCAGCGUGAACCCAAGACAGGCAAUGGAGGCUGGGGGGAAGGGAGGGGCAGAGGUGGAGGCAACACGGACAAAGGAUCUUGGGGUAACAUAGAUGAGGGAGGCCAACAGAGGAGUUGGGGAAGUGGAGGUGACAUGGGCGGCAAACCGCACCAGGACUGGUGCGUGAAGCCGCAUUCACCACAGAUACCAAACAGCCAAGCGGCAACACUGAAAUCCCCAAAUCAACAGCAACACCAAUCACAGACCCAACAGCCACCAGGAGGCUUGGGCAGGUCAGGAGGUCCUCCCACCCAGAAUCAGAACCAAAACUCGGGCUGGACUGCUGGCCCCAUCCCUCAGAUCCCUGUUGGGCCUGCUGAGGCCCCUGAGCUCAGCGGGUGGGAGGAGCCCUCCCCUCAGUCCAUCAGCCGCAAGAUGGAGAUUGACGAUGGCACUUCAGCCUGGGGCGAUCCCACCUGCUACAACAGCAAGAAUGUGAACCUGUGGGAUAAAAACAGUGCCCCCUCUGGUCAGCCACCGCCUCUUCAAGGCAAAACUCAACAGGGUCCACCGACAUCCGUACAACAGCCACCACCAAGGAGACAGCCUGCGAUCCCAGCUAACCGGGACUCAAACCCUGGCAAUGCACCUGGAUUGGGCCCAGGUAUGUGGGGAGGGGGUGGCAACCUCAUUGGACAAUCUGUGGAUAAUGGCACUGCUUCCUGGGGGCAGACUUCUGAUCCACCAUCUGGCUGGGGAGACCCAGAUAACUCAAGCAAAACUGCUGGUUGGGGAAACCCCUCAUCUAAAUCUGGUUCAAAGUCAGUGCAAGAGAGCUGGGGCAAAGGAGAGGGCCCAGUUCCAGCCUCUCGACACUCCAGUUGGGAUGAGGAGGAGGACGUUGGUGGAGUUUGGAACAGCACAGGCUCACAGACCAGCAGCAACUACAACUCUGGUGGCUGGGGGCAAGGCCCUGGGGGAAAAAGAGGCAACAUCAAGGGUGGAGGUGGAGACAACUGGAUGAACCCAAUGACACGACAAUUCCAAAAUAUGGGACWCAUGGGCGAGGACUUGAGUCUUGAUAAAAAGUUGGAAGGAGAUAAGAGAGGGAUGAACGACUACAGCGGUGAAAUGCGGAGAGGAGGAAGAGGUGGCGGAGGCUACCGUAUGCCCAGUUCCAAAGACAUGGGGCCUGGAGACAUGGGGCCUUACAGUGACAAGAUGGGUGGUCAUGGUUUAUUUAGUGGCAGCGGUGGUAUGCCUCAGUCUCGGGGAAUGCGCCAGCCUGGGAUGCAUCCCAUGAACCCCCCCCAAGGGUUACGCGGACAAGUCCCUCAUCAAUUCUUGUCUGCGCAGGUGCCGGGUCCCAUGCUAAAGCAGAUACCCUCUCCUGGCAGCAGUGUUGGAGGAGUAGGUGUUGGAGGAGUCGGAGGAGGGGUGUUCCCACCUCAGCUCUCACCACAGCAACUUGCCGUGCUUAGUAACAUUUACCCUCAUGUGCAGCAAUUCCACCUGGCUUGUCAGCUCCUUCUGCAGCAGCAGCAACAGCAGCAGCUCCUGCAGAACCAGAGGAAGUUGCCCCAGCCUAUACGCCAGCAGACUGAUCCACAGCAGCUGGCUAGAAUCAUGGCUAUUCUGCAACAACAGAGACAGCAACAACAGGGAGUGGUAGGUGGAGGCAGUGGGAGCUCCAAACUGUCCCCAUCUCUUGGAGGGGCACCAAAACAGCCGAUGGCAGACUCGAUCCCCCACCCUGGUAUGGGUGGCCCCUUGUCAGAUCUUCAUGCCAAAACACAGGGGAUGUACUCUGGUCUUGCUCCCGGAGGCAAUCUGUCUGGGCUGGAGCUGGGCUCCAUGGUGGGGGGGGUGAAGGAUGGAGGAGGGCAGCAGUCCCGCUUCAAAUGGAUGAUGGAGGGUCACUCUCCGGCCCCCUCUCCCCCAGAUACAGCCCAUCACAAGAAUGGUCCUUUACCCAUGGCCAUGAAAGUUCGAGAGGGCUCCCCAUAUUCACAGUAUGAGUUGCUCGGGGUUGAUGGUUUGGGAAUGCCCCCUCAGGGCCCUUCUGACAACUGGCACCGUACCCCUGGAAGCAAGAUGGGCACCAUGACUGGGACAUCCAGCUGGCCCCCAGAGUUCCAGCCUGGAGUGCCCUGGAAAGGCAUCCAGAGUGCCGACCCGGAGUCGGACCCGUACAUGACCCCUGGCAGUGUGCUGGGCUCCCAUGGACCCUCUAGCCUCAGUGACUCUGACCACCAGUUACUUCGAGACAAUGCAGGGCCAAACCCCUCCCUCAACACCUUGCUGCCUUCACCAGGUGCCUGGCCCUAUAGUGCCUCAGACAACCCCCUUGGCAAUGCACACAGCACAGCAAAGUACUCGGAGUACAAACCCAGCUGGCCCCCAGAGCCCAUCGGACACAAUAAGCCGUGGAAGACCAGUCGCGUCAGUUCCCAGCUGCCACGCCCCCCUCCUGGACUGACCAGUCAGAAACAGGCCUCGACAUCUCUAUGGGGCAGCGGAGCCCCGCGUUUGACCAGGGGCUGGGGAGAGGGUGGGGGCAGUCAAGAUUCAAGAUUUGGGACAGGCUCAGCGUGGAAUGAUGGUGUGGCCUCCAGAGGCAGCUGCUGGCUACUGCUCAGCAAUCUCACCCCUCAGAUUGACGGUUCCACACUACGGACUAUCUGUAUGCAGCACGGCCCCCUGCUGACCUUUCACCUCGGCCUGACCCAGGGCAGCGCCCUGAUUCGUUACAGCACACGUCAGGAAGCAGCCAAGGCUCAGGGUGCACUGCACAUGUGUGUUCUGGGGAACACCACAAUCCUGGCGGAGUUUGUGAGUGAGGAGGAAGUGGCUCGCUAUUUUGCACAUUCCCAGGUUGGAGGUGCGGAGGGGGCCAGCCCAGGGGCAGGGGCGGCCCAGGGCUCGUCAGGAACGCACACAGCGGUGGGCAACAGCGGAGGGGGCUCCCUGGGGAGUGAACGAGCAGCAAUAGGAGCAGGAAACAAUUUGGGUGGAAACAGCGGUGGAGGUGUUCUGGGUAGUGUGGGGCCUUCCAGCUCCGGCUGGCAAAGUUUGGAUGGUACGGGCAGCUCUCCGGAGGCCACCUCAGCCCAAGGUCCUGGGCUUGGUAUUUUUGCUCAGUGGAGCGCCAACGGGGCUGGGAAGGGGGUAGGGGGUGGGGUGGGACGGGUAGAGGCAGGGAGGUCUGGGCUCUGGGGUGGUGUGACCCCAGGUUACUCCAGCAGCAGCUUGUGGGGUGCACCCCAAAUGGAGGACAGGCACCAAAUGGGCAGCCCAGCUGCCCUGUUGCCUGGUGACCUGCUGGGAGGAGGGGCUGACUCCAUCUGACACACCUUCACAUAAGUAUAUAUUUAGACACACGACAUACACUGGGAAACACACAUACAUUUAUAAAUUACUAAAUAUAAUCACGUAAACACACACACAUACAUAUAUAAAUUACUAAAUAUAACCACGUAAACACACAAGCAGAAAUGUGAGACAUGCUUACACACAUUCUCAUGGCCAGACUUAAGCUAUUAUAUAAACAAAUGCAGGGACUGUUAGACGUGUAAGGCCUUUUUCCACAGAUGAAGAUUUCAACUGCUAGACUUGAACCUGAAAAAUUAGUCUGUCGGUCUGAGAGACUGGCUGGAUUGCAUUGUGCUUAGUAGGUGAUUUGAUGACAGACUUGCAUACACAUGCACACACCAAAUACAAACUAGCCUUCGGACAGAUGGGCACUGUAACAGCAUUACUCGCGUCAUAUAGGAAAACUAUGUGAUGCAGGACAACCUGCAGUUUCCAUUCAUGCCCCUUAUGGAGACUGAAUCAAAACACGUGCAAACACACUGCUCUGAUUGAUGACAACUGUAUCUUAUUGUGUAUGUUAGUUUCUGUUUUGUAUGGUUGUUUUUAUUUUGAACAGUGGAAUACUGAAAUGUAAUUGUUCCUUUCAAAUGCUGACCUCCUACUGUUGUUUCUCUCAAUCACGUUUGUUACUGUUACUAUGAUAAUUGUUGAAACUCUGGCAGUAUGAGGCAACAUUGCAUUUCUCAGAGAGUGGGAUACUGUGUGUGGAAUACUCAGUGUGGGUAUGAGUGAGAAUGAGACCAAGUAAUAAACCCCUGUGUGUGAAUGUGAGGAUAAUGUAGUGUGCAUGUUACUGCCUGUCAUGAUUAGUGUGCGAGGCUGCUUACUGAAGGUCUAAAAAUAUGUUUUGAGUGCAUUCGGUAUACUGCUGACUGUGUUCAAGAACAUUGGCACUAAUGCUUAGUCUUUUUUUUCUCAUUUUAAGAAUAUUUUUUUUGCAGACUGUCUUUUUUAUUGUCCGAACUGCAAUAAUAAAAAUAACAAUUUUAAUGAUACUAAGAGCUGAAGGCAUAUGUAUUGAGAAAAAGGACAUGCCAAAUCUUAUCAAACUGUGGAGUGGUGGGGGGUUGUUUACAAGACACAGAAAAGAGUUACCGUGCGUUUAUAUGUUUUGUUGUGUAUCGUUUUAAAUUAAGACAGGCUUUAACACUCCUGUUCAGUGUUUCGUUUUGAGAUUUUACAAAGAAAUUUAUUUAAACAAAGAGAACAAGAUUACUAAUAAAGAUGAAAGUAUUGGCUU
Molecule: messenger RNA, 7441 nt
Organism: Salvelinus sp. IW2-2015
Lineage: Eukaryota; Metazoa; Chordata; Actinopteri; Salmoniformes; Salmonidae
Product: trinucleotide repeat-containing gene 6B protein
Biological process (GO): positive regulation of nuclear-transcribed mRNA poly(A) tail shortening; miRNA-mediated post-transcriptional gene silencing
Cellular component (GO): P-body; nucleoplasm
Molecular function (GO): nucleic acid binding
Source: RefSeq, a predicted model, not a curated record